UCCGCACGCGGACGUUACCCUCUAUAUCUUGUCCACGUACCGGUACGGUACGUGGCUAGCCGGCCAGCGCCAAAACCUUUUUGCAUGCUGCAUCAACCUCACAAAUUCCUGUAAACAACGACCACUGGAUGAUAUUUACAGUUCUAAAUUAUCAGGGACUCCUUUAGAAGAUGAGCUGCAUCUGGGGUGGUAGAAACCGUGUCAUACGAGGACCAGACUGGACCUACAAGAACCAAGAUGGCGGAAGGGGACAUGCAGGAACUGUCUUGAAUCGUUGGGGAAGCCAGCAACCGUACUCUCCCCCCAACACCAUUAUGGUCCAGUGGGACUGUGGUGAUAAGGGUCUCUACCGGAUUGGCUACAACAAGGCCUUUGAUCUUAGGUUUCUUGAAUUAGCUAGUACAUGUGCAGAUCGUCAUCACAAGGUCUGGUGUGAUGGAUGUAACAUGGAACAGAUUAGAGGAAUUCGAUGGAGAUGCACCGAAUGCUAUGCCAUUGACCUCUGUACUGCAUGCUAUAUGAGUGACAAACAUGAUCUUAGUCAUGCCUUCGCAAGGGUUGUUUCUUCCAUGAAGACCUCAAAGGGUGUCAAGGUGUUACCAAGAUCAUCUUCAUCGCAUAUACCUCUCAAAGGAAGUUUUCCUGGAGCGAUGGUUGCCAGAUAUCCUCAAUGGUGCAAGAAAAAUAAGAAAGACCGGCAGAUUGGGAGAGUAUCAAAGAUUGGACAGAGAACAGCAAAUCUCAGCCUGGGACAAACUUUGGUAGAGUUCAACUCUGGACGAGAAAGGGUAGAGGUCACCGAUAUCAUCUGCAUGUUACCAGGGUCUGGUGGUCACGUUUACGAGGGACAUCUGCAAAAUUACGGUGAAGUACAGUUUGUGGAUGAAGGAGACAAGGUUUUGAUAGCAGUAACUCCAGAGGAAAUGCAAGUACUUCACGAACGCAGAGGAUUAUGGGAUCCUGACAUGAUCAAAACUUGUGGAAGAAAGGGAUACGUGACUAAAAGAACGGAUGCAGGUAACGUCAAAGUGACUUUUGACGACAUCCAAGAAACUUUUACCAUGAAUGUUGCUGCUGUAAGAAAGCUUCAUCGUUUCAGUCUUGGUCAGGACGUCCGCAUCAGUGAUGACGUCGAGACGGUCAAGAGACUACAGGUUGGACAUGGCGGAUGGAAAAAGUCUAUGGAAAAGGCCAUCAGUGUUGUUGGGAAGGUGAUCAAGGUCAAGGAAUCUCACAUUCAUGUCAAGAUCCAAGACAAAACUUUUGUCUUCAACUCCGCAAACCUAGCUCCCACCACCAACGUUCCUCGGCGGAAGCCAAAAGAAAAGUCAUUUGAAGAGUUUUUGAUGAACGUUGCCCAAGACAUCCAGAAACCUGAAACGAUGAUAUCGCUUGCAGUAGCUUCCCACAACAUCCCUGCUGUUGAAGACUUGUUGAAGGAGCAUCCAGAAUGGAUUCGUCAUGAGCCCACCAUCGGCAAAUCGCUUAUUUCGGUCGCUUGUGAUGACGUGGACAUGAUGAAAGUUCUUGUUGAGAAAGGGGCCUUCAUUGAGAGCUAUGAUGAGCAGGGCUGCACACCACUGUUCUAUGCAACUACGGCGAACAACUUUGAUGGUGUGCGGUACCUCCUUGAGCAAGGUGCUAAUGUUGAUUCGGCCAACUUUGAAGGUCUGACCAGCUUUAUGGUUGCUUGUGAAAAUGGAUCCUUUGAAUGCGCACACUACCUACUCAUGCAUGGGGCCGAUGUCAACCUCAAGUCCAAAGAUGAUUGUCUGCCUGUAAUCCGAGCCAUCGGGAGCAAAGGAAGGACCAUACUAGACCUUAUUCUUGCCAGGAAGGAAGUCGACCUGAAGGCAACGUCAUCAUCAUCGUGCAUGACUGCAAUGAGCUGUGCAGCCCGUUCAGGGAACAUCUAUGCACUUACAAAACUCAUUGAGGCAGCACCUAAGAUGGUUGAUGUCAAACAGUGCAAUGGAAAUACUCCCAUCUUCAAUGCUGUGUUGGCAAAUUCCCUAAAAGCAACUGAAGUACUCGUCAAAAAGGGCCACUGCAAUGUGAAUGUACAGAACUUUGAUCAAGGAUACUGCCCGCUUCAUCUGGCCAUAGUGAAGGAGAACUUUGCUUUGAUUGAGGUCUUGGUGAAGAAUGGUGCCGAUGCGAACAUUCCCAACUGCGAUGGGGACACCUGUUUACAGAUGGCCAUGGAUGCACUUGAUGAUAUUGAAUGUGAAGAUCGUCAUGUUGAUGAAGUACCUUUCAUGGCAGAGAUGAAGAAGAAAUGGGGCCAUGUUGGGAUCAAGACAAACGGAGAUGCUCUUCUUGCCUACCUGGUCUCUCAUGGUGCCGACCUUGAUGCUAACAACUGUGAAGACUUGACUAUACGGGAAUCGUGUACACUAGAAGAUGACCUCUUGCAGGCUCUAGAUAAAAUACAGUCCAUUACAAGGAAAGACAUUUCCAGACUUCAAAGCACAGCUGACCGUCCCCUGCGCAGCCUGACCAAGGUCUCUCCAAACACUGAUACCGAGAAUGGGUCUGGUCUGAAAAGCUCACUUACAACAAAGAUGCAACAGCAGAGUGCAAGGAGGCCUUCAGAUCAGAUAUCAGUGAGUUCUGCCAGACCGGGGUCCAAGAGAUUUAGCCCAAAUAAUCCAGCUAAGAAGUCGUCAGUAGGGCCAGCAAGACCAGAGGCAGAAACACAGCAUGCAAAAGCCUCUUCAGAGAAGCCAACAAGCCGGCUAAAACCAAGUGUAAAGACUCAGAAUGGAUGGACAUCUCCAGAAAAUUUGUCAGGGAGUAUGUCAAGACAGGAUGCAAAGAUGCUGAGUGCAAAGACAUCUUCAGAGAAUUCCUCUAGAAGUUCAGCGAGACCAGAUGCCCAAACAAAGAGUGCAAGAACAUCUUCAGAAAAAUCUUCAACAGGUUGGACAAGACCAGGCGCAAAGACUAAGAAUGCAUGGACUUCCUCUGGGAAUUUUCGAGAGAGUUCAGCUAGACCAGGUGUCCAGACAAAUACUGGAAGAACAUUUUCAGAAAAGUCGUCAACAGCUCCAAAGGCAUCUUCAGACAACUUUUCCAGGAGUUCAGCGAGGCCAGGUGCCCAGGUUAAAAGUUCAAGACUAUCUUCAGAAAAGUCAUCAACAAGUUGGGAAAGACCAGGAGCAAAGAUGCAGAGUGUGUGGGCAUCUCCAGAGACAGAGUCGACAAUGAGUUGGCAGGAGCAAGGUAGAAAGACACAGAGUGCAAGAACUUCAGCACAGAAGGUGUCAGUGGGUUCUGACAGACCAGAGACAAAGACACAGAACACAAGAAGCUUUCCAGAUAGGUCAUCAACUACUCCUCUCCCUACAGGAGCUCAGAAAAGCAGUGCAAGAAAUGCCUCUUGGAGGUCAUCUAUUAGCUCAGGAAGCCAUCAAAAAUCAGCAGGGAAAAGCUUGACAAAUGGUUGGAAGAGAGGAGCAGGGGACAACGAUGCCCAGAAAUCCCAAGAUAAACCCACAGACACAGGUGAGCGUGGUCAACUAGAAGCAGAACUUCAACGCAAAGAUGACCAGCUCAAAGCACUGAGGUCAAAGGUCAAGACACUGGAGCACCUGGUCAAGAAGAAAAUCUCCUUCGCCUGUGGUCAUGACAUCAUCAGAAGCAUUGCUGAGCUGAUCCCGAACUGCCCCGAGUGCAGGAAUCCGAUAGCAUCGGUUGCUGAUGCCUAAGAAUAGGCAGACAGUCUUGUCGUCAUAGCCUGAUACCUGAAGGCUGCGACAUCAACGCCAAGGCAUGGAAAACUCAAGGCCAAGGCAAAUUUCAACAUAAUGUGCUCAAGAAACUUUUGAUAAGAUUUCCAGUGAUGUCACCUGGAUUCAACUCUGACGAGGACAAUACUCAACUCUAUAGACAGUUAUUAGUGAUAGCACUGGAUCAUCACAAGUUGUGGUGCAAAGUAGCUGGUCUGUCCAGACUGUUGAAACCCUGUAGGUCAUUUAUGGAAGUACUUCAGUGAUGCCACCUUGACAAAGACCAUACUUCCGUAUGACGAGUGACCAGUGAUAGCAUUUGGUUCAUCACUAGUUAAGUUAAAAAGUAGCCAUAAUGCAGGAAACUCAUUGUGCUUUUUAUUGAGGUAAUCCAGCAGUAUUACCAUAUUGAACCUUGAUAGAGAUAAUACUUUACUGUGAACAGAGACCAGCAAUAGCAUUGGUUCUUCACGAUUUCAUUUGAGAAGUAGUAAGUCUGUCCUAUCUGCAGGUGCCCAUUAGGAUUAGUUGCAGCAAAGUCAUCUGUUAAGAACUCUCUGUUAACUACGUAGAUGAAACAGUGACCUAUGAUUAGUAGAUACAAUUGUUCACCAUGAUUUAUGAGCAAUUCCAUGAAAUGGUAAUACAUGAUUCCCCCCUCUGUGUGGCUCCCCUCCUUCCUGUAAUGUUCUAUCUCUGUUUCCCUGUUGACAGGGUGCUACAUAACUUUUUAGAAGCACUUGCCCAGUUGGGCAAGUACAUUUGUGAAUAGUUGGAAUAUACUU
This is a messenger RNA of Lytechinus variegatus (green sea urchin), 4516 nucleotides long. Its product is annotated as E3 ubiquitin-protein ligase MIB2-like. Gene Ontology annotation, cellular component: cytoplasm. The transcript has 18 exons. The record is from RefSeq and is a predicted model, not a curated record. The coding region runs from base 171 to 3710 and encodes 1179 amino acids. Gene Ontology annotation, molecular function: zinc ion binding; protein binding; ubiquitin-protein transferase activity. Gene Ontology annotation, biological process: protein ubiquitination. NCBI's taxonomy places the organism in Eukaryota, Metazoa, Echinodermata, Echinoidea, Temnopleuroida, Toxopneustidae.